This is a messenger RNA of Colletotrichum phormii, 1127 nucleotides long. RefSeq lists its product as uncharacterized. The record is from RefSeq and is a predicted model, not a curated record. The transcript is spliced from 4 exons. Bases 1 to 1083 code for a protein of 360 amino acids. Gene Ontology annotation, molecular function: hydrolase activity, hydrolyzing N-glycosyl compounds. NCBI's taxonomy places the organism in Eukaryota, Fungi, Ascomycota, Sordariomycetes, Glomerellales, Glomerellaceae.
AUGCGGAGGUGGCACUGGGCAAGGCUACGGGUUGAUAACCUCGAUGCACAUGCCCCUGUGGACUCCCCGUACCCGUCGGCGCAGAGCGUGAGGGACCUGAUCAAGUCUGGCCCUCCGGUUUAUGGUAUGGAAGCCGUGGGUGACGAUAUACCGCUCAGCGAGGGAGGUGAACUUCUUCUUGAGAGGUUGACGGCGCCUGAAGAAGAGCCUCUCUGGGUUCUCGUCUGGGGUGGGGUCAAUGUGCUUGCCCAAGUCCUCAACAAGAUCCGCAACCGCCCAGACGCAGCCAAGCUGCGACAGAAGUUGCGCGUGACUCACGAAUGGGUCAAAGAAAACGUUCAGAUCGGUCCCCUGGGCGCCGCAUACCCGGAUUUCGAGUUCAUCAUUGAGGGAGACACGCCCACGUUUCUGUACCUUAUUCAAAACGGUCUGGGCGUUCCAGAAGAGCCUCUAUAUGGAUCCUGGGGCGGCCGCUACAUCCCAGUGAAUGUGAGCUCAAAGGGACUUUCUUCCAGGGGUCACUUUGCCGACGCCAUCGACACUGUGACAGGUGUGGACGGCAAGCCGCACAGGUCCAACCAAGCGACCAUCUGGCGGUGGAGGAACGCUUUCCAGGACGACUUUGCCGCACGCAUGCAGUGGGCUUUGACAUCCGAUUUCAGCAAGGUCAACCAUCAUCCCAUCGCGGUUGUGAAUGGCGAUUCCAGCUUGACGCCCAUUCACGUCGAAGCCGAUGCGGGAGGCGUUAUUACUUUCGAUGCGUCGGAAAGUUACGAUCCCGAUGGUGACAAACUCAGCUUCAAAUGGUACCAGUACCGCGAGCCAAGUUCGUUGCAGACGUAUCACGGAUUGGAGGUGUCUGACAUUGAGAUCAAGGCUCUCGACGACGGCGGAAGUAAGGUGGAGGUCAAGAUUGCGCCUGCGGAGAAGUCUUGCAUUGUGGUCAGGGAAAAGAUUCACCUGGAACGAGGCCUGCCGCUGCACUUAAUACUUGAAGUCACGGAUAGCGGCUCGCCUGCAUUGACGAGCUACCGCAGAGUGAUAAUACAACCUGUUGAUAGAAACUUUGCCUUUAGAAAGUAGAUAAUUACCACGGCGGAGUCCGCACUUAAAUAGAUUGUGAAGUU